UUUACAGGUUUUGCAUCUGAUUGCGGAGCGAGGGAACAUUUGUAAGCAGAUCCACCUUCCAGCCCAGAGUGGGAGCAGCAAGGUCCUAAAAGCAAUGCGCCGUGGCUACACAAGAGAAACCUACCUCGAUCUUGUGAAGAACAUCAAGAGAAUAAUCCCAGAGGUGAGUCUCAGCAGUGACUUCAUCUCAGGCUUCUGUGGCGAAACAGAGGACGACCACCAUCAGACACUGUCUCUGAUCAGAAACGUGGGCUACAAUGUGGGAUUCCUGUUUGCCUACAGCAUGAGAAAGAAAACCUAUGCCUCCCAUCGGCUUCAAGAUGACGUGCCGGCAGAGGUGAAGCAGCAGAGGCUGGAGGAGUGUAUCAGCGUAUUCAGAGAGGAAGCUGCGAGGGUCAACGCUGCACUUAUUGGCAGCACACAGCUUGUCCUGGUGGAGGGAGAAAGUAAAAGAUCUGUCAGGGACCUGUGUGGGAGAACUGAUGGCAAUGUGAAAGUUGUUUUCCCCAAAGAGGAUGUUGCUGUUCAGCCUGCAGAAUCCAACACUGCACAGGUCAAUGCUGGAGACUAUGUGCUGGUGAAGAUAUUGUCGGCCAACUCCCAGAGCCUGAGAGGGCGGGCCCUCAGUCACAGCUCCCUGAGAAGCACGGUGAAGCACUCUGAGACUCUGCCCCGGCACCAGCUUGAUGAGGGGAAAACUAGCACCCUGCCUCCUUCUCUUGAAUGACUUUGAAGACACAUGGAUGGGUUUUGGUGGAAAUUCUGAUCAUACUACAGUCACGUUGGACUGCUGAGAUGAACUAUGAGAACUGCAAUGUGUUAUUUAUACAGCAAGCAUGUGUGUGUACAUAUUGAACUGCUGAAUACACUGAAACCUGUUCAGAUGAUGUGAAUUAUUCCGUUUGUAAUAAACUGUGACUGAUUUGUUUUGUCUGAA
Messenger RNA from Micropterus dolomieu (smallmouth bass), 937 nucleotides. Its product is annotated as mitochondrial tRNA methylthiotransferase CDK5RAP1-like. Gene Ontology annotation, molecular function: tRNA-2-methylthio-N(6)-dimethylallyladenosine(37) synthase activity; iron-sulfur cluster binding. Gene Ontology annotation, cellular component: cytosol; mitochondrion. Lineage: Eukaryota; Metazoa; Chordata; Actinopteri; Centrarchiformes; Centrarchidae. The transcript has 6 exons. Gene Ontology annotation, biological process: negative regulation of cyclin-dependent protein serine/threonine kinase activity. Bases 95 to 727 code for a protein of 210 amino acids. The record is from RefSeq and is a predicted model, not a curated record.